Molecule: messenger RNA, 1448 nt
Organism: Hypanus sabinus (Atlantic stingray)
Lineage: Eukaryota; Metazoa; Chordata; Chondrichthyes; Myliobatiformes; Dasyatidae
Product: procathepsin L-like
Exons: 8
Coding region: 139-1143 (334 amino acids)
Biological process (GO): immune response
Cellular component (GO): lysosome
Molecular function (GO): cysteine-type endopeptidase activity
Source: RefSeq, a predicted model, not a curated record
GGAACAAGAGAUCACAACAUUGUUAGUCUCGAAAAGUUUUUGGGAGAGUAUAUUAGUAAAAACCAAAGCCAUUAAGUUGAAUUUCAAAAAAGGUCAAGUUUGUGCAGAUGCAGCAAAGACUUCGGAAGACUCCUCAGCAUGAAGUUCCCUCUGAGUGCCAGCUGUGUGAUAGUCGGAUUUCUGAGAGUAGCUUUUGGCUUUCCUUUGGACCCAGCACUGGAUGAAGCCUGGACUAGUUGGAAAUCAUUCCAUAGAAAGCAGUACCAAGAGGAAAAUAUAAAUUACAGAAGAAUGGUUUGGGAGAAGAAUAUGAGAUACAUUGAACAACAUAACCUGGAGCAUUCAAUGGGGAAGCAUUCAUUCACUGUGGGGAUGAACCAGUUUGGCGAUCUGACUCUGGAUGAAUUCAAGCAACUUCGGUUGAAUACAGACAAGAGAAAGGAAGUUGAGAACUCAACAUGGAAAAUAUUUGCACCAAAAGAAAAUGCUCAAUUGCCUCCACACGUUGAUUGGCGGCCAAAGGGCUACGUAACUCCAGUGAAGGAUCAGGGCCAAUGUGGUUCUUGCUGGGCAUUCAGCACAACUGGAGUACUGGAAGGACAGGUAUUUAACAAAACAGGAAAGCUCAUUUCCCUGAGUGAACAGUACCUGAUGGACUGCAGCAGAACUGUGGGGAAUGCAGGCUGUAAUGGUGGAUCUGUCAUGGCCAGCUUCGCAUUCAUAAAAGAUCAAGGAAUUGCUUCCGAACAAUCUUAUCCAUACAUUGCAAAGAAUGGUGAUUGUAAAUUCGAACAGAGUGACAUUGUUGCCACUUGCAAGGGUGUCACGCAGAUUCGGAAAGACUCCGAAGUGGAUUUAGCUGCAGCAGUGGCCACUGUUGGACCGAUUUCAGCUGGCAUCGACGCAGAGCACAGAUCCUUCAUGUUGUACAAAUCAGGAAUAUUUUAUGAGCCUCACUGCAGUACUGUGGACCUUGAUCAUGGAAUUUUGGUGGUUGGAUAUGGAAUGGAAAAUCAGAAGCCAUAUUGGAUAGUAAAGAACAGCUGGGGAUCAAACUGGGGCAAUAAAGGAUAUGUCCACAUGGCGAAGGACAUGGAUAACAACUGUGGAAUUGCUUCAAAUGCCGUUUAUCCUGAAGUGUGAGUGUUCAAGCAUAUCACAUGGAAUGGACAAAGGGGCCACUUGUCAGCCGGAGCUGCUUCUUCACACCAUUGUUACUGCUGCAUAUUUUCAUUUAACAUUGUCACAGCCUGUUAUGAAUACAAAAUUUUAAACAAAAACAAAACUCCUAUCAUUAAGAGGGCUGAAAUCUAUCAUACAUGUUGAAGUGUUAUCAUAAAACAUUAAGAAAUUUGCUAGGCACAGGUGAUUCUGCAUUGCUAUGCUAAAUGAUGACAAUGUUCAUAGUAUAAUAGUAAUAAUAAUGAAUAUUUAAUUGAUCCUGAGUA